CAUAUUAAAAGGCAUGUUGACGAUGAGUAAGCUUUUUAAUAUUUUAAUGCAAGAUUAAAUUUUGAUGAAUUCGUUCAACAAAAAAGUUUUUUCGUUAAGGCCGCGUGCAAUAGAAGAAUUUGAGCGUUGUAUCUAGAAAUUCUUUCAACUGAUGCUAAGAACGAUAUUGUGAGCACGUUUAUGGUCGUCAUUCGAUUCUGCGGCUAUACAAUCGUGUAAAAGAGAAAAAUAGAAUGCAUUGUCUAGAAACAUAGGCGCAUUGAAGCAUUGAAAAUUGCGCAUUACGGUGAGUCGAGCAGGUUGACUAUGGAAAGAAGACAAAAUGGUGUUGAAGGCCUCCGAAUCAACCAAAAUGGCGAAUAAAACAAGGGCAGUUCGGCUGCAGGAUAGUUCAAGUAUUGCAGACAAUUUGAAGAAGACGGACACUGAACUCGACCCUCGCGAUAAAGACGGGUUGAAAGCCAUUGCAUUGCCCCUGUUUGUUUUUAUUCUUAUAUGCAUCGUAAUUGCAAUUAUAAAAUCGAAGCACAGACGACGAAAAGUGGGGAUCGCUGCUAACGAGAAACCAAGAACUUUUGAACCUAGUGAUAACCCAAUUAAUAUUCGGUUCAAAUCGCUUAUAGGACGGGGCAGUUUCGGAGUGGUCUGGCGCGCUAUCCUUGAUGACGUAAGCGUAGCUGUAAAGAUUUGCCCUGUUGAAAAGCACGAGAGAUGGGAGAAAGAGCGAGGAAUACUCAGCUACGAGGCAGAGCAUCCAAACAUUGUGAAAAUGAUUGACAGUGAAAUAAGAAAGAUUAAAGAAGAAACUGCCCUGAUUAUCAUACUUGAACACGUGGAUAAUGGUGACCUGCGAACUUUCUUAAUGGAAAAUACUUUAAACAUCGAUAAAGCAUUAUACCUCUUGAGAACACUGCUUGAAGGAUUAGCUUUCAUGCACUCCUUUAAUUGUUCUUAUGGAAAUAUGAAGAAGGCAAUUGUACAUAGAGACAUGAAGAGUUCAAAUGUACUAAUAUCAAGCACAAAAGGUUGUGUCAUAGCCGACUUCGGACUGGCCUUGAGUUUGAAUUUCAAAGAAAAAUUGGCGCCACAAGAUGCAAAAUCAAAGGUUGGCACUUCGAGAUAUAUGGCUCCUGAGAAACUGACGGCCUCGAUCUCACGCAGUAAUCAAUGGAAAUCUUUGUGCUUGAUUGAUGUCUACGCGACAGCAUUGGUUGCUUAUGAAAUCAUGAAAAGGUGCUCGUUUCAGUGCGAUAAUGCAGAGGCUGGGGAGUACAUACCUGAGGAUUUCAGUGUUCCAUUUCUGGAAAUCGUUGGACCACACCCCUCGAACGAUCAAAUGAAGAAAGUGGUAGUUGAUGACAACGUGCGGCCUUCUAUACCAUUGGAGUGGUACAAACGCAAGGCAAUGAGUGACGUAGGCAGUUUGAUUGUCAAAUGCUGGGAUAGAAAUCCAACAAAGCGGCUGACGGCAGACAAAAUGCUGCAAAAAGUAAAGGAUGUUUACUUGGAUCAUGAGAUGCGGCCGACGUAUUGUGCAGUCGAGCUUCAUUCCGCCGGGGAGGAGGACUCGUUGCUUGGAGACCCCAUAAUAGAACUUGAUUGCAAUGCAUCACAGGCUAUUAUUUACUCAAAUAAUUUAAAUAGAAGUACUUAUUUAUAAGAAUUUAAGUAGAAGUACUUUUUCAAAUUGCGAUUGGGAAGCGAAGUUUCCAUUUUUGCAGAACUUUUUAAGAACCCUUGCUGUAAUCCCAGUAACGUCGGCACGAAGAUCCAAAUCACCUUUGGACAUUAUUAGUACCUGUCCCUGAUAUUCUUUGAAAACAAACAGAAGACACCCCACUAAAUAUUUGUAUCUAAUUGACCUGCCAAAAAAUAGAACGAGGAUGAGAGAUACAGAAAUCAGAUAUGGAUAUAUCAUUAAAAUAUCCGCUAAUUUAUCUAACAUUGAGUUAUCUAUUUAUAUAUUUAUUUUGUAUUAUAUUUAUAUCAAAUUUUGUACUUGCAAAACUUUUGAGAUAUUUUCUAUGUGGUAAAAAAUUUUUAAGUGUGAAUUCUGCAAUAAAAUCAGAUGAGUUGUUUCUUAA
Messenger RNA from Rhopilema esculentum, 2084 nucleotides. Its product is annotated as activin receptor type-2B. NCBI's taxonomy places the organism in Eukaryota, Metazoa, Cnidaria, Scyphozoa, Rhizostomeae, Rhizostomatidae. Gene Ontology annotation, biological process: protein phosphorylation; cellular response to growth factor stimulus; cell surface receptor protein serine/threonine kinase signaling pathway. The record is from RefSeq and is a predicted model, not a curated record. Gene Ontology annotation, cellular component: plasma membrane; signaling receptor complex. Gene Ontology annotation, molecular function: ATP binding; transmembrane receptor protein serine/threonine kinase activity.